Cheilinus undulatus (humphead wrasse) is the source of this 734-nucleotide messenger RNA. RefSeq names its product ATP synthase F1 subunit delta (gene atp5f1d). The record is from RefSeq and is a predicted model, not a curated record. Gene Ontology annotation, molecular function: proton-transporting ATP synthase activity, rotational mechanism. Bases 111 to 593 code for a protein of 160 amino acids. The transcript has 5 exons. Gene Ontology annotation, biological process: proton motive force-driven ATP synthesis. NCBI's taxonomy places the organism in Eukaryota, Metazoa, Chordata, Actinopteri, Labriformes, Labridae.
GGUAGGUUUUGAACGUCCUUGUCCUAUCAAGCGCACACCGACUGCCUCCACGCAAGGGCUUGAGGACCUCUGUCAUUCACUUGUACUUGAAUAGAAAACAGUUUUCAGACAUGAUGGCAGCGAGAUUUCUGCGCCGUGCCCUCCCUGUGCUGAGGCAAACUCGCUCCUACGCCGAGGCCGCCACCGGAGCUCCGCAGAUGUCCUUCACUUUUGCUUCCCCGACACAGGUGUUUUUCAAAGAGGCCAGUGUGAAACAGGUAGACGUGCCCACACUUACUGGUGCGUUCGGUAUUCUUCCAGCUCACGUACCAACCCUGCAGGUGCUCAGGCCUGGUGUUGUCACAGUCUUCAGUGAUGAUGGCUCCUCUGUCAAAUAUUUUGUGAGCAGCGGGUCUGUCACAGUCAACGCUGAUUCUUCAGUGCAGCUGCUGGCUGAAGAGGCUGUUCCUUUGGACCAGCUGGACAUUUCAGCUGCAAAGGCAAACCUGGAGAAGGCUCAGUCUGAGUUGGCUGGUGUGUCUGACGAGGCAGCAAGGGCAGAGGUCCAGAUCAGCAUAGAGGCCAACGAGGCCAUUGUAAAGGCCCUGGAAUAGACCUGUGGUAACCUUUUCUGUUUCUUUGAUGGGAUUCAAUCGUCCAUCUGUUUUUCCCAGCUGGGUCACGUCAGUGUGCAGAAGAUCUCAUGCUUGCUUUGUACAGUGGAUAAAAUUACAAAAUAAAUUUAUUUGGAAUUA